AUGAGACCGAUUGGGACAAUGACAAUAGCUAAUCCGGAAAAGAUCUUAGAAGAGGUCAAGAGCCAACUUGGAGUGCGCCAGUCUUUAGCUACAAUAACUGAGAAAUUUCAAGAGGAGCUUGAUUUCAUGUUGAAGAAUUGUAAGAAGUCUAUGUUACCUUUCCCACAGGUUUGUUGCCGAGGAUGGUCUGAGUAUAAUGAGCCUAUGGACAUGCUUGCCAUUGAUUUUGGAGGAAGUGUUCUUAAGUUUGCUGUGAUUAAUAUGCCCCAGUGCCAAAUGGAGCUAAAAUAUGAGUUGGAGAUUAAAUCAAAGGUAGUUGAUUUCAAAUUUUUUGACAAUAUAGUGGAAUGGAUAUGCAAUCGUAUUCCAAUAAACAACGAAAGAAGUCUACCUAGAAAAUUUAUAGUCGCUAUUACAUUCAGUUUCCCAGUAAAUGCUAACAACGAAAUUGUAGCCAUGGGAAAAGGAUUUAGGAUGUCACCAGAACUGAAAGGCAUUAGUAUAUUAGAUAUCUUGAAACAAUCUUUUGAUCGAUUAGAAAAGGAGUACAGUUCAUCAUUUACUUUUGAGAUAAGCAAUGUAAUUAAUGACUCAUUGGCGGUUCAUAUGACAUCUAAAUAUCUUCAAAGUGACAACAACGAUAAAAUCUCUUUGAUAUUAGGAACUGGUGUGAAUUCCUGCUUUGAAGUACAAUACGAAGAUUUGCCUCAGUUCAAAAAGGAUAUUUUAACGCAGUUUUCAGAUGAUUAUAGAGAAAAAGUUCUUAUCAAUUCAGAAAUGGGAUUCUUGGGAAGGUAUUCCAAAUCCAUUGAGUUCGGCAACUUUGACACUAAUAUAGACGAUAAAAUGCCCUUAGAAUCCAUAACAUCUGGUAAAUGGAUACCACAAAUACUACACAAUAUAAUAAGAUAUUACAACCUUUUGCCAAUGGUCGGAGAUGAGGAAAUAAAAUAUGAUGGAAGACUAAUAUGCGAAAUAUUAUCUGACGGUGAAUGCCCUUCAGAGUACCUUUUGUCUUUGUGGGAUUAUGAAGUAUACCAAAUUAUAAGGCAAAUAACAAAACUGCUAAUCAAUAGGGCUGCUAUAUACCUUGUGGCAGCAAUCAUUGCCAUAAGAAAAUUCGUUAGCCCCGAAAUAUAUUUUACAAAGGGUGGAAUAGAUAUAGACUAUGUGGGCAGUUUUUUGAACUAUUGUCAGUACUACCAAGAAAGAAUACACCUCCAUUCCAAAGGGAUGGUGAAACUGCAAUUUCUUAACGAUAGUAACCUUUAUGGAUGCGCGAUUACAGCUUAUAGUAACAUCUUUGAGAAUCGGAUAUGA
Nakaseomyces glabratus is the source of this 1320-nucleotide messenger RNA. RefSeq names its product hexokinase (gene NGK1). Gene Ontology annotation, molecular function: glucokinase activity; fructokinase activity; ATP binding. Gene Ontology annotation, biological process: intracellular glucose homeostasis; glycolytic process; glucose 6-phosphate metabolic process. Gene Ontology annotation, cellular component: mitochondrion; cytosol. NCBI's taxonomy places the organism in Eukaryota, Fungi, Ascomycota, Saccharomycetes, Saccharomycetales, Saccharomycetaceae. The record is from RefSeq and is a predicted model, not a curated record.